This is a messenger RNA of Corythoichthys intestinalis (scribbled pipefish), 2841 nucleotides long. Its product is annotated as claudin-8-like. The record is from RefSeq and is a predicted model, not a curated record. The transcript is spliced from 2 exons. Lineage: Eukaryota; Metazoa; Chordata; Actinopteri; Syngnathiformes; Syngnathidae. Gene Ontology annotation, cellular component: plasma membrane; bicellular tight junction. Gene Ontology annotation, biological process: bicellular tight junction assembly; cell adhesion. The coding region runs from base 105 to 1046 and encodes 313 amino acids. Gene Ontology annotation, molecular function: structural molecule activity.
CGCUAAACCAGCCGGACGACUAGGCACGUCGUUAGCAUUUUUCUGGGUGUAUAACCUCCUCGCCCUGUUCCGCUCCUCAAACACAUCUCAGGAGUCGCUGGAAGAUGGCCUCCUACACCGCUUACAGCGGCUACAGCAGGCCGCCGCAGUCCUACGCCGCCUCGUACUACGACGAGAAACAGCCCAACACCACGGGGUACACGGCGCCCUACACGGCGCCCUACACGGCCCCUUACACGGCGCCGUACUCUGACUACACCGACUACAAGGACUCGGUAUAUGAAGAGAAGAAGAAAAUCGAAAAGAGGAAGCGCAAGUACGCCAUUUGCUGCGAGGUGGUGGCUCUGGUCAUCGGCUUCAUCGGUCUGAUCGGCGUGGCGGCCGUGACGGGCCUGCCCAUGUGGAGGGUGACGGCCUUCAUCGAGGAGAACAUCAUCGUGAUGGAGACGCGCUGGGAGGGCCUGUGGAUGAACUGCUACCGGCAAGCUAACAUCAGGAUGCAGUGUAAGGUCUACGACUCGCUGCUCUUCCUGCCGCCCGACCUGCAGGCGGCCCGCGGCCUCAUGUGCGCCUCCGUCGCCAUCACCUGCUUCGCCCUCAUCACCUCUGCCGUGGGCAUGAAGUGCACCAAAGUGGUGGACCACCGCAAACGCACCAAGCACAUCGUCCUGGUGGCCGGCGGCGCCCUCUUCCUGCUGGGUUGCGUCACCACGCUCAUCCCCGUUUCCUGGACGGGCCACAGGAUCAUCCAGGAGUUCUACAACCCGUUGCUGAUCGACGCUCAGCGGAGGGAGCUGGGCGAGGCGCUCUACAUCGGCUGGGUGACUUCGGCGUUGCUGUUCGCCGCCGGCUGCAUUCUGCUGUGCCGCCACGCCCCGAGAACCCAGGAGCAGGACGAUAGGGUCAUCUACAAUCCCGGCUCGUACGUCUACCAACCCGCAUCGGCGUACCAACCGCCCACCAACUACCAGCCCGGAUACAACUACCAGCCUGCCUACUCCGCACCUCCGACAGGGUCUGUAGCCUACACGCCGGUCCAGUACUAGCGCAGAGACCGGGAUUCUUUUGUUAACAAACGGACUGAAAAGUCUGAAGACAGUACGUAGUCUAGAAGAACUGAUUUGCUGAUAUAUUCAAGGGGGUGUGAACUGCGAACGUCCCGAUGCGAUAUGAGGCACACGAUGACCUCAAUAUGGCGAUACAAAAAUUAUCGCUGAUCAGAAAGUCAAUCUACGAUAUUCUACGAUACUGCUGUCAUUAACAGUGAUAUACAUCCAAUCACCGCCACAAAACCUAAAAAAAAAUCUAAAACUAAUCUCAAUUCACAGCAGAACACGAUUAGACAAUUAUCAUCUGAAUUCUAAACGAAACUCAAACUGAUUUAAAACCAGAUCAGAUCCUGAUUUUCACAUUUGUGUAAAUGCAAUGUAAACACACCACAUUAAAAAAAUGUUCUUCAAAAGUUAUUCAAAUGCUGUCAAAUCUGAACAGAUAAUCGUAACAUUCUAGUUGAGUUCUGUCUUGUGCCACAAGUAACUCAAUGGCUGAUAUUGACACUGCUCGACAUCCAAUCCGUUUAAAGUGGGAGACUUCAAAUGGAUUGGACAUCUUCUACACUUGUUAAACCCAUUUCAUUUAACAGCAGAACACAAUUGGACAACUGUCAUCUGAAUUCUAAACGAAACUCAAACUGAUUUGAACCCAGAUCUGAUCCUGAUUUUCACAUUUGUUUAAAUGCAAUGUAAACACACCGCAUUAAAAAAAAUGUUGUUCAAAAGUUAUUCAAAUGCUGUCAAAUCUGAACAGAUAAUAGUAACACAGUGUUUCCCACAGGAUUUUAGGAGACUGUGGUGGGAGGGUCUCUGACCAUAGGAUUUUUUGAAACUGUGGUGGUGGGCUGCAUCGGAGUCGGACAGCCACACCAUGUCGUGCCACGGCGAUUUUUUUUUUUUUUUCAUUAUUUUUUUCCCCCCAAGAAGAACCAUAACAAAGAUAUACUUGAAAUAUUUCAUUAGCUAGGCUAAUGUUAUAGCUCUCAGCUACGGUACAUGUAUGUAAAAUGCGUUGCUGAUUACAGCUACGUUACCCUAUGUAAUAAUGCGACUUUUUUUCUCGUAGCAAUAGUACAACUUACAUCUCGUAGUGACUCAGGGUUGGCAACCCAAACUGUUGAAAGAGCCAUAUUUGACCCCCCCCCCCCCCCCCCCCCCAAAAAAAAUGAUACAGUAUGUCUGGAGCAGCAAAAAAAUAAAAGCCUUGUACAAGCCUUAUAAUUAUCAAUACUAGCUAUAUUAGCCUACUAUAAAAAUGACUAAGUUGGCUAGAAAUACAUAAUUAGCCUUCAUGAUUAAAUGUUUAUUUUCCCUGCAGUGGAUCCUAUAGCGCACCACGUGACUACUCUGUUGUACGAUGCCACCACAAGUUUAACUUCAUUACAAUAUUAAUGAAUUGAAAGAAUGUUUGUGUCAUGUUUGUCCACCUAGAAAUCCUAUUAAAACAAAAAAUAUAUUUCCCUCCCCUGUCUUUUUCCAUAAAAAAAAACAAACAAAAAAAACCCAGCUCCGAAGCAGCACUAAAGAGCCGCAUGUGGCCCGAGAGCCGCGGGUUUCAGACCGCCGUCGUAGUCCUCCUUUUUCCUUUUUAUUUGACCCUCAUACAAUAACAGUCCUUCAGUCAACUGACCCAUUUACAGGACUGGGGGAAUUCUAAUAGCCGUGUAAAGAGUUUUACUUGAUUCGGUGAGAAGGUGAAUAGUUUUUUCCUCGUUGUUCGUGAACUAAAUUUCCACACAAACGCACAUCGAGGUACCAUUAACUUAGCAAGGAGAGGUAUGAGAGUCAU